Molecule: messenger RNA, 583 nt
Organism: Ictidomys tridecemlineatus (thirteen-lined ground squirrel)
Lineage: Eukaryota; Metazoa; Chordata; Mammalia; Rodentia; Sciuridae
Gene: Dppa5
Product: developmental pluripotency associated 5
Biological process (GO): regulation of gene expression
Cellular component (GO): cytoplasm
Molecular function (GO): mRNA binding
Source: RefSeq, a predicted model, not a curated record
CGCUGGAGAGUAAUUUUUAAGGACUCAAGAUGGCUGAGCUCGCGGAACGUAGAGAUAUCCCACCCUGGCUGAAAGUUCCCGAAGACCUGAAAGACCCAGAGGUGUUCCAGGUCCCGACGCGACUGCUGGAAGCCCUGUUCGGCCGGCGCGGAUGUCGGAUCCCUUACGUCGAGCAGGUGAGCAAGGCCAUGCUCGAGCUGAAGACUCUGGAAUCUUCAGAAUUCACCGAGGUCGUGGUUUAUGGCUCCUACUUGUCGAAGCUCCGGACCAGAUGGAUGCUUCAGUCCUUGGCUGAGUGGCACCGCCAGCGACAGGAGCGAGGAAUGCUCAAACUUGAGGAAGCAAUGAAUGCUCUGGAACUAAGCCCUUGGAUGAAGUGAAGCCAUUUUCCAGCCCAUGUGAUUGGGUCCAGGAUGUAGAGAUGAGGCUGUGGCCAGAGUUAGGGUGGGUCUGACUUGGUUUAAAUUCUGCCAAUCUGACUUCUAUAGCCAAAUAUUUGGGGGUAUUUGCCUUGCUCUGAGUUCUGAUGUGAAUUUCUCUUUCCAAGGUUGCUAAUGAAGAAAUAAAGUUUUUUUUAAAAGUA